Messenger RNA from Rhinichthys klamathensis goyatoka, 1911 nucleotides. RefSeq names its product RAB5C, member RAS oncogene family (gene rab5c). NCBI's taxonomy places the organism in Eukaryota, Metazoa, Chordata, Actinopteri, Cypriniformes, Leuciscidae. The record is from RefSeq and is a predicted model, not a curated record. Bases 343 to 1008 code for a protein of 221 amino acids. The transcript is spliced from 6 exons. Gene Ontology annotation, molecular function: GTP binding; GTPase activity.
UACGGAAGUUCGUCCCUUAAAGCGGAAGUGAAGGCCAAAGCCCGUCGACAGGAGACGCUUGAGGCGGCUGGAGGGGAAUUUUCUCUCAGUCUGACAGCCAGGGAUUUGACAGAAAGAGAAAAGCGCCGCACUCGUAUCUCAAGGUUUAUUCAUCCAAUUGGAGCCAUCUCUCCAUCUUUAUCUCACUUUCUUUCCCGAUUUUUUCUCUCUCUCUCUCUCUCUCUCUCGACCCUGUCCUCCCCGGAGCUCCAUUGAUCCUGCUUUAGGACCCCUGUCAUAUCCAGUGAGGACCCCUCUUAGAUCCAGUCAGCCCUCUCCUCUCCUGUUGUCCGGCCUGUUGGCAUGGCGGGGCGAGGUGGACCAGCGCGGACCAACGGUGCCGCCCCCGUCGGGAACAAAAUCUGCCAGUUUAAACUGGUCUUGCUGGGAGAGUCUGCCGUGGGCAAGUCCAGCCUGGUGCUCCGUUUCGUCAAAGGCCAGUUCCACGAGUACCAGGAGAGCACUAUUGGAGCUGCUUUCCUUACACAGACAGUCUGCCUGGAUGAUACAACAGUAAAGUUUGAGAUUUGGGACACGGCCGGACAGGAGCGAUAUCACAGCCUGGCCCCUAUGUAUUACAGAGGAGCCCAGGCGGCCAUCGUCGUCUACGAUAUUACUAACACAGACACAUUCACUAGAGCAAAGAACUGGGUAAAGGAGUUGCAGCGUCAGGCAAGUCCAAAUAUCGUCAUUGCUCUGGCUGGCAACAAGGCAGACCUGGCCAACAAGAGAGCCGUUGACUUUCAGGAGGCGCAGGCGUACGCAGACGACAACAGCCUACUCUUCAUGGAAACGUCAGCGAAGACUGCUAUGAACGUGAACGAGAUCUUCAUGGCUAUUGCCAAGAAGCUUCCGAAGAACGAACCGCAGGGUGGGGCGGGCAGUGGCGGACGGGCCAGAGGAGGUGUCGACUUGCAGGAGACAGCACCUCAGGGCAGAAGCGGCCAGUGCUGUGGAGGCGGCAACUAACCAUUGGACCAAUCACCUGGCAGAUGCACACAAGGACUGAUACAGACACACAACACAGUAUAAAUCUAUAGUGUGAGAUCCAUUCACUUAUGACCCAGCUCUAAACUAUGGCCAGUUAGAGCUUCAGAACUGGAAACAGGCCAUUGAUACCCUUGUAAAUCAACACAUUAAUGUUUCGACCAUUUAUCCCUCCUAAGAACACGACAUGCAAACAUUCAGACACACACACAGAAGCUAUGACAUGUCUCUGCCACCUAUGAGUUAUUUGAUUUGUCUUAUAUAGUUUUGACAAAACAAAAAAGAGACACACGUGAUCCGAUCUAACCAAUCGCACUUAAAACAAAAGAAAUUCCAGACUGCUGCUGGUGGGAAAACAAGUUGUCUCUCGCUUGUAUUUCCUUAUGCUCUCAUUUGCUCAUUUGUAUGAAAAAUCUAGUGGUGACGUCACUAUUUAAUUGCGCUCUCCCUUUUGGUGGAUGCAUACUGCCAGUAUUGAGUUACAUCUCAUCUUUCUCCUGCUCUCCUUGAUCACAUCCCUUCUUUGUCGGAGAGAGGACAAAUUGGAGAAUGAGAAAAGAGGCUAUUUUCCAUCUAUGUCUGGCUGUUCUGUAGAUCCUCUAUUAUUUCUUUUGUAUUAGUCUCUCAGGCGUCCACUACUCCAGCACAAAUGAAACCAGUAUAUGAUUUGAUAGGCUAGACUUUUUUUCUAAUCAUUUACAUAUAUCUACUUGUAUCUAAAUGCAUUAACAGGUGGUAUAACUCCAAUGUGUUUUUCUUUUUUUUCUUUCUUUGCAUUAAUGAAAUGUUUUUGAAAUCAUUCAGACAAAUGAGAAAAUACAUAUGAAUUACACAAGGCAAAAUCAGCCUCCUCUGACCAAAAUCCCAAAUAUUUACGAUGGGGGG